GCCUAGUCCUCCACGGUAUCUUGUUGAGCCUUUGCGUAUCGUGCUCCGUACAUGGCCUCCGCGGACCCAAUCAGCUCCCGGGCCUGGACCUUACAGGAGCGCGUUCUUUCCAAGCGUUUACUUCUCUUCGGACGAAGCGGGGUGAUGUGGAUGUGCCGAGAGCGCUCCAUCAACCCCGGAGCGGCCCCCGACGCCGGUCCUCCCUAUCAGACUUCUCUUGGACCCAACAUGAAGGAGAAUGAAAGCAGCGAUGAGCAUGACCAAGCCGAAAUUAUGGAUCGGUGGAUGGCUAUCCGCGCCGACUAUAGCGAGAUGGAUCUCACAUACUGCGCUGAUAAAUUGCUCGCCAUAUCCGCCCUCGCAACCGAGGUAGGGCAUCGAACGGGGUGGAAGUACCUUGCGGGGAUGUGGGAGCACAACUUAUUCUCGGAGCUGCAUUGGAGGUCUACCAAGCGCAGUCCCUCGGGUGAGGACCUUAUCCUCAAGCCUGAAAAGGUGAGAAAGGCAGGAUUCAUUGCGCCGAGUUGGAGCUGGGCAAGCAUCGGCCUCGGUGGCAUUGUUGACAGCGAAGGCGAGCGCAGCGAUCGCGAGGCUUUUGACUUGACGAUUCUCGAGUGCCACGUCGAUACUGAUCCAACUUUCCCGUUCGGGCCCGUAACGGGAGGGUUUCUCAAAGUUCAGGCCAGGGCAGUGGAGUUAGCAUGGAGACCUGCGGAGGACACUGAGCCGAUGUGGGAUAUUUCGUUGGUCGAUGAACAGGAUUUGACCAGUGUCGGCACUCCAUAUAUUGUGGGCGACGGGUCACUAGACCCUCUGGACGAGCAUCUCGAUCCCGCUUUGAAGCUCAUCUGUCUUGGAAUGAGCAAGAUCAAGCUCGGUCGGCAGCGGAUCCAGCCUGUUGAAGGGUUGCUCCUGCUCCCUGGCGAGUCAGUUGGUGGCACUUUCCACCGCAUCGGCUUCUUUCGCAUGAACGCGCCCUCGAUCUUUGAUGGGGCGAUGGUGAAAACCUUUAUAAUUGAGUAAUCAUUAAGGUUCA
This is a messenger RNA of Canariomyces notabilis, 1036 nucleotides long. RefSeq lists its product as uncharacterized. The transcript has 2 exons. The record is from RefSeq and is a predicted model, not a curated record. The annotation marks the transcript as partial. Lineage: Eukaryota; Fungi; Ascomycota; Sordariomycetes; Sordariales; Chaetomiaceae.